UCACAAAAAUGAACCUCGCUACAACAAUGAAGCCGAGCGCAGUCCUCGACGGCCGGCGAUUCAUAGCCUCGUGCUUCAUCCUCGUGGCGCUCCUCUGCAUCGUAGCAUCCGUCAGCGAAAUCCGCCUCGAAGGCCUCGUGAAUUUCGGAAAAUGCGCCACAAAUUAUUCUCAAAGUCAUAUUAUCGACGUAGUAGCAUCCCCAUCGAUUUCCUCCUCCGACGAGAUCCGAAUACUACUCGGAAUCCUGACGCUCCCGGACCAGUACCACAAGCGCCACUUCCUCCGCAUGAUCUACGGGACGCAGCCUGUCUCGGGGGCCCACAUCGACGUGAAGUUCGUGUUCUGCAACCUGACCAAGGAGGACCAGAAGGUCCUGGUGGCGCUGGAGAUCAUGCGAUACGACGACAUCAUCAUCCUCAACUGCCAGGAGAACAUGAACAAAGGAAAAACCUACAGCUACUUCUCCAGCCUCCCGGAGAUGCUGCUCGACAACACCACAGCCUCGCCUUACCCGCCUUAUCACUACGUGAUGAAAGGCGACGACGACGUGUAUUUCCGCCUGCAAAACCUGGCGGACUCCCUGAGGCCGUUGGCGCGCCAGGACUUGUACUACGGGUACGUGAUCCCGUGCCCUAGCAUGGAUCCCUUCGUGCACUACAUGUCCGGGAUGGGGUAUCUGGUGUCGUGGGACAUCGUGGAGUGGAUUAGGGAUUCGGAUGUUCCCAAGAGGCACGUGGAGGGCCCCGAGGAUCUUGUGUUCGGGGAUUGGAUGCGUGAGGGCCACCGCGGGAGGAACCGGCAUAACGCGAAGUGGUCCAUGUACAACUUCCCUGACCCGCCCACGGGGUGCACGCACGAGCUCUGGCCGGACACGGUUGCGGUGCACCUGCUUAAGACGCAGGACAAGUGGAUAUCUACCUUGAAUUAUUUUAAUGCCACUAGGGAUUUGAAGCCCUCGAAACUUUAUCAUAUACCCUGAUAAACUUUGAGGGAGUCUAGUUGAAUAUUGAAUU
Salvia splendens (bonfire salvia) is the source of this 1014-nucleotide messenger RNA. Its product is annotated as Galactosyltransferase family protein. Gene Ontology annotation, cellular component: membrane. NCBI's taxonomy places the organism in Eukaryota, Viridiplantae, Streptophyta, Magnoliopsida, Lamiales, Lamiaceae. The record is from RefSeq and is a predicted model, not a curated record. Gene Ontology annotation, molecular function: hexosyltransferase activity. The coding region runs from base 9 to 980 and encodes 323 amino acids. The transcript has a single exon.